GCACCUCUCCCUUCAGUGAAUUGGUUGGCAUCUUGAAGUCACGCAUCCAUCGAGUCCUCCCUGCGCAUAUCGCAGUCAAGCCUGAGCAUUGGUACACGCCGUGCGACAAAGGACAAGGUCGGCUGUGUGUGGAUCACACUCCGACCUCAAGCUUUGUCUGUCGACGCACGCACACGCACACGCAUGCCCGAACGGCCUGACUGACCAUGGAGUGGUAGCCAGAUGGAACGAACACGGAGAACAAACAAGGGGAAAGAAGAAAAAACGAGAUAGAUGUUUGAGCCGAAAACGCCACGCCGGUGCGUGUGGAGAAAUAAAGGCAAGCAAGGCAGCACUUAUGAAUUCUGCUAGCUAGAGCUAUCAAUCUAUGCACGGCGGCCAAAAUCGCCCACUCUCGUUUGGUCCCGAUGGGUGGUGCAUGUCUGUCAUGUGCGGGGCAAGAAGCACGUCUCACUCUCUCUUGUGCUUCUUCGAGUGAGCAGGAAAGUGGGCACGUCCCAUGACAUGACAUGACAUGAAUGAGCAUCUCUCUCCCCCUCCCUCCCUCCCUCUGUACACAGGAUGACAUGAUGGCGGUGGGUAGGAAGGGUGAUGUUAAGUAUACAAGGACAUAUGGCAUGGUAUGGUAUGGUAUGAUAUAGACAGACAGACAGACAGAUGGAGGAUAGAUAGAGAGCCAUUACAAAUUAACACACGGUCAGCUAGUCAACACAUACAUACAACAUACAUACCACACGCACCCACCGCCCGCCCACCGCCCGCCCGUCUCUCUCUGCGUGCGUGGUUUGCUUGCGCGACUGACUUGUCGGUCGGGCCCUUUUGCUCUCUCAUUGGAUUGGUGUGCCUGGCUGCCUUUCCCUGCCUGUUGGUUGGAAAUGGCAAGACACCCACAGCACAGCUUUCAGGGCGGCCAAGCCACACACGAACUAGGCAGCAUAACACACAUACACACACACUCCGUCACCAGCACAAACAAACCAGCACACCCUACGCCAGAAAGGUCUUACUUAUGUGGGUGGGUGUCACUGUUCGGCCUCAUUAUUCUGUGCCAGUGAGUGCAUGAAUUAGGUACUUCUUGAUCUUGGCGAGAUGCCCCACCUGGCUAAUGGCCAGCUGCCGAGCUAUGAAGGGCGUGUUCUUCAGGUCAUGACCAAAGUACGCCUGGUGGACCCACGCACAUCACAACACACACCCGACAAUGAAUGUCAUCCAUGUGGCUGGCUGAUUGUCUGUCGGUCGUUGCAUGAAACACACCACACCCACACCCACACCCACACCCACACCCACCUGGCUGAGCAUCGUGACGGUCGUGCGUCCGUUGCCGGUGUCGUCGAUGACAUAUGCGCUCAACUGAUCGAUCCACCACACCACACAGCAUACACAGCACACACACAUUCACACAGAUGUCACUCCCUGCCUCACCCACCCCUCUCCAUCCAUCCAUCCAUCCAUCUCUCAUCUGGCUCACUCACCUCAGUGUGCCCACGAAUCAGCUCCGUGUUGGGUGGGGGAGGGGGCAGCUCCACCCCACGCACCAGCUCGACCAGCGGCUGCAGCGUCCCGGUGGUCGGCUGCUCGUCAGGGGCCGGCAUGAGCAGGCUCUUGGCCGCCAGCACCAGACGAGUGGGGGACACCUGCACACAGCAAAGCACAGCGUAUAGUAAGGGUGAGUGUGCUGUCCGUCCUUUGUUUGUCUUCGGGCAUGUCUGUCUGUCUGUCUAUCUCACCUGCCUUCUGCCGCCCAUGACGAUGAAUUCCCUCCCCGGCCGGCCCAUCAUGCCCUUGAACGCCUGAUACGUCACACGCCCAUUCGCCACACUGAAGUCGAAUAGCACCUCGCCUGCACACAAACAAACAGCACCACACACCACACCACGUGUGUCAUGCAUCAACCAGCCACCCACUUCCUCACACAACACACGCACCUGCCAGGAACUGCUGAUCGUAGUGUUUCUUGAAGUCGGGCGCCCUGAGGAAGGCGGCGAUGUCGCCGCCCUUGACGGAGCCGAAGUCCAUCGACCCCUUGAACAGAGGCAGGCACGACACAUCCGCCGACCCGUCCAGCACCGUCGACGAGGCCGCCGCAUCGGGGCGCGAGCAAGACUCCAACUGGACCGUCUGUCCCCACCAUGGAUGGCAGGAUGGAUGGAUGAGUGUGAAGGGGUGUGCUGUGUGUCUGGUGGUGUGUCUGUCUGGCUCCCUCCCUCACUAACCUGCACGCCUGAUGGUGAUCCAGCGGUCCUCCACCGGACCUCGUCGCUCUUGCUGUCCAUCAGGGCCGCCACGCGCGCCACCACACAAUCAAUCUGCCCGUCAGGUCAGCAUUUUUUGAUGAUGCACUCGGUGGGUCAGGUCGCUAGGCAGCUUUCUUCCUUUCUGACCUCUUCUUUGAGCGCCUGGGCGGCCGCCUCUUGCCCCGGUUGCAGCGUGAGGCUUUCAUCAGCCGAAUCGGCCGCCAUGUUGCAGCUCGCUGGCCCUUUGGCGGGAGUCGUGUGGCUGGCUGGGGGGGCCUCCUUGCCAGCCGAUGGCGACCCCUCCCCCUCAGUGCCGCUCUCCACACUGGGAGUCUCGCCGUUCUCGCGCGUCGACAGCGUCGUGGGGGUGGGCGCCUCGUCGCCUUUGUUGUUCUCAUUCUCAUCCCUGCCAGCCCCCGCAUCUACCUCCUCAUCGCUCUCAUAGUCGCUCUCAUCGUCUUCUCUCUCUCGCUCCGCCUGCUGCCUGAGCACCUUGGCGAUCUUGGGCAGCGUGGUGAUGUGGUUGGUGGUCACCAUGCGCUGGAUCAUCUGAGAGAGGUUGCCGCCCAGGUCCGUCUGCGACACGGCCGACAUCCGGAGGGUGGGCCUGGGCUGGUCGUCGAGGACCUGGAUUGCGUAUGCGGCGAUGUAGAUGUGGCCGCGGUGGCGGGUGGCCACACGCUCCAUCAGGCCGGCGGUGUCGCCCUCGUCCUUUGACGCCAGGAGGGACUCGAUGUGGGCGGUGAGGGAGGCCACGUCGAUGGCCCUGGUGCUGUCACUGUCGCUGCCGCCGUCUUCAUUGUCUUGUGUGAAGGUGUUUAGGAGCGCCGGUGCGAGGCAGUCGAUGCCUCCCGUGGCCAUGAUGACGUGAGUGGGCGACUUGGACUUGUGGAACCUGACACACAGACAGACAGACAGGGAGGAGGGAUGCAUUCCUCAUGUAGAUGAGCGGACGACCGUCUGCUAGGCGGCCAUCUGUCUGUCUUUUUGUUGCGCUUACGCGACGGUUACGAAGUCUCGUCCGGGGAAGCUGAGCAUGCCCUUGAAGGACUGGUAUGCGAUGACGGCAUCGCCCUCAUAGUGACUCAGCACCAACAUGUCCUCCGCCAUCGGGUCGAUCUCCCUGGCACACCACGAGACACAUCCACACGUGGUAGUUAGGUGGGUGCAUUGUGUCCUCUGUCCCCACUCACUUGCGUCUCUCUAGGUUGUGCUGCAUGUAGUCGAAGGCGGCCUCGAAAGUCACCCCGCCGUCGCCGCAGGGGAUGUCGAUGGAGCCACGGAAGAUGGGUGGCAGGUCAGGCACAUCCAGCCUCUCCGUCUGCCACACGCACACACACACAGCCACAACAGCUCUCUCUACUGCAUGAGGGCACUGGUGAGCCAAACAGCCAGGCACCUGUAUGCCCUGCAGGAUGCCGUUGUUGACCCAGCCUUCUGUAGACGACAGCAGCUCAUCAGCACGCUCGCAGUGUGCCUGCGCCUGCUCAGCACAGCACCGGGCAGGCCAUCAGAACAUCACAAGACACUCAGGGGGAAAGUAUCACCGGCUUCAGCGUCUCCCCGCCUGUCCGCUGCCUUUGGCCGUCUGUGCUCUCUGUGUGUGUGUGUACCGUAUCCCGGCAGAAGCUCCUCAGUUGCGCGUCGUCCAUCUCUCUCUGUCCGUACGGGAUCUGUUGCGUCCGAAGGCCGGCGGCCUAUGGAGAUCAGGAAUCACAGCGGACCCACGGAUCUCGCUUCCCCAAGCAAGAACCUCCUCUUGCGGAGAUCUGGA
Vitrella brassicaformis is the source of this 4008-nucleotide messenger RNA. Lineage: Eukaryota; Vitrellaceae. The record is from the annotation of a GenBank genome assembly.